GUUCCAGAAGCGGCGGCGGCGGCGGCGGCGGGGCCGCAGGAUGAGGGCGGCGGCGGGGCCGGGGCCGGCGGGGCCGCUGCUCGGCGCCGGGUCCGGGUCCGGGUCCGUGGCGCUGGCCGUCACCAGCAGCCUCAACGCCUUCCGCACCCACAAGCGCUAUGGCACCGGCCUCACCAUCGCCGAGUUCAAGUGCAAACUGGAGCUGGUGGUGGGCAGCCCGGCCUCCUGCAUGGACCUGGAGCUGUACAGCGCCGAGGAGGAGCCGCUGGGCCGCCUGGACUGUGAUGAGGCCCUGCUGGGCUCCUACCCCGUGGCCGAUGGUUGCCGCGUGCACGUGAUUGACCGGAGCGGGGCGCGUAUCGGGGAGUACGAGGACGUCUCGCAGGUGGAGAAGUACGAGAUGGCCGAGAGCGACUAUGAGAAGCGGCCAGAGUCCCUGCGCUCCUUCCUCCGCCAGCGCCGGUGGGGACGUUACGACGCCGAGGGGACGCGGCGCCGGGCGGCCGAGGAGCAGCAGCGCCGGGCGCAGGAGGCAGCGCUGGCGGCCGCCCUCCCCCUGGGCGCCCGCUGCCAGGUCCGCGUCCCCGGCCAGCCCUGCAAACGGGCCACCGUCAUGUACGUCGGCCAAACCGAUUUCAAGCCGGGAUACUGGGUGGGCGUCCGCUACGACGAGCCGCUGGGCAAGCACGACGGCAGUGUGGGCGGGCGCCGUUAUUUCGAAUGCCAGCCCAAGUACGGCGCCUUCGUCAAGCCCCAGAGCGUCACCCCCGGGGACUUCCCCGAGGAGGACGAUGGCCUUGAGGACGAGCUGUGAGGGGACACGGGUGGGGUGGGGGGGGGGGGACACGGGUGGGGUGGGACACACACGUGCACAUCGCGGGGUGGGGGUGGGGGGGACACAGCAGGGGGGAAACGCGGCACCAGGGCGGGGGUUCGGGGCAGAGCACGGGGCGGGGGAGAACAGCCUCAAAUCGCUGCGUUUUCCCUUGUUUUGGGGCGCCCCCCCUCUCCCCCGCCUCUGGCGUGCCCCCCCCCGGCUGUUUCACCCCAAAAUCGCACCCUGGGCCCCCCCAACACCCCCUCCCUCCCCUUCCCCCCCGCCAAAAAAAGCUGGGUGCUGCUUGCUGGCGGGGGCGGGGCUCCCUGCUGGCCACGCCCUCUCGACCUUUGAGGGGCGUGGCCUGGCGCCUGUGUUACAGCCAAUGGGCGGGCGCGGUGAGGAAAAGGAGGCGGGGCCAGAAGGAGCGGCCGGGCGGCCGCCGCCGGAGCCGCGCCCCCCCCCCCCGCCCCCCCAGCCAAUCCCAGGGGGCACCGGCGGGGCGGCCCUGCCUCAUAAAGUGGUGUUUUAAGGUGAA
This is a messenger RNA of Tyto alba (common barn owl), 1355 nucleotides long. It is a transcript of the gene TBCB, whose product is annotated as tubulin folding cofactor B. Gene Ontology annotation, biological process: post-chaperonin tubulin folding pathway; cytoplasmic microtubule organization; tubulin complex assembly. The transcript has 7 exons. NCBI's taxonomy places the organism in Eukaryota, Metazoa, Chordata, Aves, Strigiformes, Tytonidae. The record is from RefSeq and is a predicted model, not a curated record. Bases 41 to 814 code for a protein of 257 amino acids. Gene Ontology annotation, cellular component: microtubule plus-end; nucleus; cytoplasm. Gene Ontology annotation, molecular function: microtubule plus-end binding; alpha-tubulin binding.